Pieris napi is the source of this 922-nucleotide messenger RNA. Its product is annotated as collagenase-like. Gene Ontology annotation, biological process: proteolysis. The coding region runs from base 33 to 887 and encodes 284 amino acids. The record is from RefSeq and is a predicted model, not a curated record. Gene Ontology annotation, molecular function: serine-type endopeptidase activity. NCBI's taxonomy places the organism in Eukaryota, Metazoa, Arthropoda, Insecta, Lepidoptera, Pieridae. The transcript has 5 exons.
UGUCCAUCAACCAUUAACACUAAUCAGCAGCUAUGAAACUGAUCUUGGUAGUCCUCGGAGUCACAGCAGCGCUUGCUGCUCCUCCAUUGCAGUAUGAGCCCAUAGUUACUGACUACCAUGGACAGAUUGGUAUGCCGCAAGCUGCCCGCAUCAAGGCCUAUGAAGAAGCUAUGGACUUCGACGGCUCCAGAAUUGCUGGUGGAAACCAAGCAGGUCUUGGACAAUUCCCCUACUUUGGUGGUUUACUUAUCAAUUUGAGUAAUGGCCGUCAAUCGGUUUGCGGUUCCACUCUCAUCAGCAGCAACAGAGUGCUGACAGCUGCCCAAUGCUGCCUAACAAGGCAGUAUUGGGCCCGAUCGACCGUUGUAGUGCUUGGAUCGGUGCGUCUCUUCUCUGGCGGAACUCGUAUCACCAGCGAACAAUGUCGAAUGCACGGCUCAUACGAUGUGGACACUCUGAUAAAUGAUGUCGCCGUUAUUUUUAUGCAGAACGUUGGUUUCAACAACAACAUCUGGAGCAUCAACCUGGCCUCAGGAAGCAACCUGUUUGCUGGAUCAAUAGCUAGAGCUAUUGGCUUCGGAAGAACCGGUGACUCAAGCUCGGGAGAUAUUACGAACAACCAGGUACUAAGACACGUUAGCCUGCCUGUGAUUACCAACCAGGAGUGUGCCAGUUUUUACGGCACCAGAACUGUCAUCGCCUCUACUAUUUGCACAGCGGGUUCCAACCGUAACAUUUGCAGCGGUGACACCGGCGGUCCCCUAGUCGUCAACAAUGUCGUGAUCGGAGUGACGUCCUUCGGCGCAUCUGUUGGUUGCGAACGUGGUUUACCAUCUGGUUUCGCAAGAGUCACCUCAUUCAACAGCUGGAUUAGUCUCUGGAUUUAAUUGAAUUGACUAAAUAAAGCAUUUAUCACAAUUUA